Messenger RNA from Magallana angulata, 2238 nucleotides. Its product is annotated as RING finger protein 145-like. Gene Ontology annotation, cellular component: endoplasmic reticulum; endomembrane system. Gene Ontology annotation, molecular function: zinc ion binding; ubiquitin protein ligase activity. The record is from RefSeq and is a predicted model, not a curated record. The coding region runs from base 118 to 2001 and encodes 627 amino acids. The transcript has 3 exons. Lineage: Eukaryota; Metazoa; Mollusca; Bivalvia; Ostreida; Ostreidae.
UUUUAUCCAGAAAAUAACUUCCGGUAAAAGAGAAAGUUGAAAUUGACGUGACGUGCACAGAUUGACAGAUUGUCUGAUACUGAGAUAGAAUAAAUAGUCCUCUUCCAAAGGAAAAAAAUGGGGCCAUUCAAAUUAAAGAGAGAGUACUUACUAGCCUCAGUGUGUGUUAUUUUGAGGGUACCCUCUCUGUUUAUCAUGGAGGUGUGGUUCAGAACAGAUCCACAAAAAGCCGUAGAAAGUAAAGCAGUAGAUCCGGGCCAUGCACAAUUCAUUACAACAGCAGUUUACUAUUCCAUACUGGCCUUUGCUGUGGCUGUUCUUCUGAUGCCUCUUAGGAAGUUAGUCUCUCUAUACAUGUACAUAGUAAGCCUGGUCCUUCUACUGAUGGCUCAUCACCUGGCUCAGAUUUACGUCGAAAUGGAGAUAGCUGAACCAGAGACAUACAUUUUGAAUGACACUUCAGCUCUGAAGAGAUUAGGUCUGCAUCUGACAGUGCAGUGCGUGAUGGCAGCGUUCAUAGCCUACCUUAUAGACAUCACGUCCUGGCGGCGAUUUGUAUUGCUUAUAUAUACACUCCCAAUGAUAGCGAGAAUAGCAGGAAUACCACUCGCUGCAUUCGAGCACAUCCAUCACUUCUGCUCUUUAUUCACAGUGAUCUUAAUCAUGUUAUUUUUAUUCAACAACAUUGGAUUUGGGCUAGAUAUAGUCAAAGAGAAUAUCCUACGAUGGAAAGCUCUUGCAGACGCCAUCGGUUGGAUCUCCCUGCUCUUCACCGCUUGGCACACCAUUCUCCUUCCUAUCCAGUUUCUAGUGUUCUGGAUAGUCCUGUUCUGUUCUCAGCUUUAUGUGUACAUGAUGAAAACUCCGUUAAGCUUGUCACAAGAGGGGUGGCUUCUAUUUAUCUUAGCCUGUGUGGGUGAGUGCUGUGCCACCCCCAUCAGCCUGAUAGCCCUGUGUGUCACCAUAGCUUAUGCGUCCUAUUAUAUCUUGACUCUCACCAAACUCUAUCUGCAGGGAUGGAAUGCUUUUACUGCAGACCAGGACGUUAUGCGUGGAUGGACAGAGGGUUUCACUAUGAUGCUUAUAGCAGUACAGACUGGUCUCCUUGAACUUAAACCUCUACAGAGGGCAUUCCUAAUGUGUGUGUUACUGUUUAUUGUGGCCUCUUCAUUAAUCCAGUCAAUGUACGAGAUGGCAGACCCCAUUCUGCUCUCUCUUAGUGCCUCCCACAAUAAGAAUAUCUUUAAACAUGUGCGUGCAAUACUUUUGUUUACAUUCCUUUGGCUUUUCCCACUAUACAUGACUUACUCAAUUUGUCAGUAUUUUGACUUGGACUUCUGGCUUCUGGUCAUCAUGUCCAGCUGCCUUUUAACCUCAGUCCAAGUUGUGGGGUCAUUAGUGAUUUAUACAUUGUUUAUGUAUGAUGGAAUGAGGACGGACCCAUGGGAAUCGCUCGAUGAUAUAGUGUAUUAUACGCGAUCCUUUGUGAGGAUUCUGGAAUUCAUUGUGGCAGUAUUUGUCGUGUGUUAUGGAAUGAAGGAAUCAAUUUUCGGUGAGUGGAGCUGGAUCAAUUCCUCCAUUUUGAUAAUCCAUUGUUAUUUUAAUGUGUGGCAGAGACUUCAGAGUGGGUGGAGGACAUUUUUGUUGAGGAGAGAGGCAGUGAAGAAGCUGGCGCUGUUACCAACAGCAACCGAGGAUCAGAUUCACAACUACAAUGAUGUCUGUCCCAUCUGUUACCAGCCGCUUCUCACUGCUAAAAUAACACCAUGCGGACACUUCUUUCAUGCGACUUGCCUUAAAAAAUGGCUCUAUGUUAAAGAUACUUGCCCAAUGUGUCACAAAAAGUUGCAUGAAACUUCGGAGGAGUCCCAGAAUUCCACUGAGGACAGACCUGCACAGAAUGAGGACAUUGUUGAAGAAGAUGAGGACCAUGGUGAUGCAGAUUCAGAACCUUCUAAUCAUAGCGAGGAGCAGGAGUUCUCAGAAGAGGACUUGGAUUGAUGAAAUGUUAAGUCUUUCAUCUGUAAAUGUUACAUGUUGACUAAACAAAAGCGAUACCUACUGGCUUUACCUUAGCAUGUUAAAGUGAAGUAAUUUGAUACAAAUGUCUUAUAAACUAAAAUACAUAUUGUUUUAUCAAACAUAUGAUUUAAUUUGCUUUUAAAAGCAAAUAGAGUAUUUUUCUGUUUCAUGUUGUUGUAGAACAUUAAAUAUAAAUCUACCAAUCAACCAGAUUGA